Entrophospora candida is the source of this 636-nucleotide messenger RNA. The record is from the annotation of a GenBank genome assembly. Lineage: Eukaryota; Fungi; Glomeromycota; Glomeromycetes; Entrophosporales; Entrophosporaceae.
AUGUUAAAAUCAAAGUUAAAGAGUGGUGAUAUAGUAAGGGUCAUCACUGGAAAAUAUCAAGGAACAAUUGAUUAUAUUUCCAAAAUUGACCCUGAAAACCAAGUAGUUUAUUUGAAAAAGGCGAAUAAGAAAAAAUAUGAUAAAUUGACUCCUGAAAAUAAGAGGAAAAGUGAGCUAAAGGAAAUUAUGGAAAUUAAAGGAUUAGUAGAAAAGAAAUUUCAGCAUACUUCUCUGAUGCAAGUUACUGAUAUUGAAAAAAUUGUUUUAAACUCUGGAAUUGGGCAAGCAGUCAGUAAUAAACAAUUUUUAGACAAUACCGAAAAAGCCUUGAUUCAGAUUGCUGGCAGACAAAAACCAAUCUUAACCUAUGCUCGUAAUUCAAUUACUACUUUUAAAUUGCGGGAAGGGAUGCUGAUUGGUUGUAUAUCAGCCAAGAAAUUUGAUCAAAUGGGUAAUUAUAACGUUGGCAUAGAUGAUUUAAAUAUUUUUCCUACUGUUCCUUAUGACUUAACUUUUAAAAAUCAAGGAUUGCAAAUUACUAUUGCUUUCCUUUUAAAAAGAAAGAAUAGUUUUGUUUUAAUUUGUUUUAUGGAUAAUUCCCAAGUAUCAUCAAACAGAUAUAAAAAAUCAGCAUGA